This is a messenger RNA of Heterobasidion irregulare TC 32-1, 438 nucleotides long. RefSeq lists its product as uncharacterized. The record is from RefSeq and is a predicted model, not a curated record. NCBI's taxonomy places the organism in Eukaryota, Fungi, Basidiomycota, Agaricomycetes, Russulales, Bondarzewiaceae. The transcript has a single exon. Bases 131 to 382 code for a protein of 83 amino acids.
GUGAAGGAAGAAGAAGAAGAGGAGGAGGAGGAGUGGGACGGGAUGGAGAUGGAGAUGGAGUUGUGAGCUCGCGGCAGGCUGGGUGCGCAGAGCGGGCGUCGCGCUCUGCCCCUUGCGGACGUACACACACAUGCGCCGUGCGGGGUCUGGUCUGACAGAUACGCGCGGACGCCCCGCGGAGGCGCAGAUGAGAAGGCAGGCAGGCAGGCAGGCAGGCAGAACAGGGCAGGGCAGGGCAGGGCAGGGCAGGGCAGGGCAGGGCAGGGCAAGCAUUUAUUCCGCGAUUUUCAUACAGGUUGUUUUUGGUUUUUGGUUUCGUUUUCUUUUUGCUUGCUUGCUCGGAUCAAGACAUGUAAGGAUCGGCGGAUCGGCGGCACUGUAGUGGACGGACGGCUCUUUUGUAUGUACUGUAUCGAAAUGGGAAUCGGAUGGUUUAUG